UUUUGAUAUGCCUAUUUUGUUUGCCCCUGAUAUUUGAUCUAUUUUUAAUCAGCCAUCAUAAAAAGGCACAAAUAAAUAAAAACUCCCGUCAAUGAUUCACCGAGCCUACGUCAGAGCUGUAAUAUUUAUUGAGAGAGUGCAUUUAAUGUAUUCAAUAUUCAGGGAACCCUUUUGUUUAGCUAGGGUGAAAGCUAAGGAGGGAUACGCACCAGUAGCCACGCCCUUGUACCACCCCGUCCACUCCUGUGGUAAUCCGUACCACCGCCAGCUCCGCUAACUGUACCGGUGUCAUACAAACUUAAUUAUUUCUGUAUACACGUAUACAGUAGCGCUUCAUUUCAGCUCGCACGCGCACCGGACUAGACUUUACAAACUUUCACCGUGCUAAUUACAAGCGUCUCAAAGCAGAAAACGGAUUCACAGUUCUAAAAUGUCAGGGAUGAGCUUGCAACCGUCAUUUUAAUGAUAAAUAGAUCACCUUUUUUUUGUUUGAGGAGCUAGAGUGGAUACAGUAUUGACAGGGGCCAGGGGAGGAGAUCACAUAUCACACCCAGGCAUUGAUCGGUCAAGUUGUGAAACUAUUCGGCAGUGGAUCCGUGGAACGCCCAUUAUUACCCGAGCCGAUACCACUAACAUUUCAAUGCUUUAACUAUUGUGUGUGGGGAGAAUCGCAUUGGUACUUCUCUAUUAUUAACGUUAAUAAUAUUAUAAGUAGAAGUCACACUCGAUUCAUACUUUUAAGAAGUAUUUUGGAGGACAUUUACAUAGUUUUGCACAAUUGUUUACAGCUGAAGACUGGGAAGUUGGGGCAGAAUACGUGUGUGAUUGCAUGGAAAGAGUGAUAGAGAUCGAAUAGGAAGGAUUUAUAGUUUUGUACCCAGUGCAGUGAACCAGUACCACUGUACUGUUUAGUUGAGUCUGUGAAAGGUGUCUUUGGAAAGUAGACAUGACGCCUUCCCGUACUCUGAGGAUAUUCCUGGUGUCUGUGACAGUUUCUUUGAUGUUCAUCAGCAUAAAUGGCAUGGACUGUGUGAACAACUCGGAUUGCGAGAAUGAAGGAACAUGCGAUGCAAACGGGAAAUGUGAUUGUACUACAAGCUACACUGGACCUAACUGUGGAUCUCCAACCUCUUGUGUAUUCAAUGAAUGUGUGAAUGGUGCUACAUGUGUGCCUAGUGGUAUGGAAUAUACAUGUACCUGCCGACCAGCUCACAAGGGAAUCUUCUGUGAAUUUCUGCUAAACUACACCUCAUGCGAUCUAGACCCAUGCCAAAAUGGGGUAUGCGUGGAUGACUUAGAUGGCAAUGUAUAUUGUGAUUGUACACCCUUCACCGAAGGAGCAUUCUGCGAAAGAACCCCAAACUGUGAUAAUAAAAAUCCAUGUAGAAAUGGGGGAACAUGUAUGAAUGGAGCAACAGUAGAUGAUCCUUCUUCAUGUGUGUGUGGUUCAGCUUGGAGAGGAGAUAUCUGUCAGCUUCCAACGACAUGUGAUUCUAGCCCCUGUCAAAAUGGUGGGACCUGUAUCCCUUCUGAGGGCUCUGUGACCUGUGAUUGUGCAGCGAUGUGGGAAGGACCUACAUGUGAAGCUAACUCCUCCUGCUUUGAAUGUGCAUCUGAAUAUGAUUGUGUUAUCGAUGAAUGGGUUUGCGAUGGAGACAAAGAUUGUAAUAACGGAGAAGAUGAAUUAUACUGCACAACUAACUAUAACUCCUCCUGCUUUGAAUGUGCAUCUGAAUAUGAAUGUGUUAAUGAUCCAAGCUGGGUUUGCGAUGGAGACAAUGAUUGUAAUAACGGAGAAGAUGAAUUAUACUGCACAACGCCCAUAACAACCUGUAGCACUGGUGGCUGUUUCAAUGGAGGUACCUGUGCUAAUGGGAUAUGUCAAUGCACUGAAUUCUACACUGGAGAGUUCUGUGAAGAUGAUAUUAAUAACAUGUGUGGAUCCGAUUUCUGUCUCAACGGUGGGAUUUGUAUAGAGGGAACUACUGCGUACUGCAAUUGUCGUGAAGGUUUCUCUGGCGAUUUCUGUGAGAUUGAUAUUAAUAACAUGUGUGGAUCGGAUGUCUGUCUCAAUGGUGGGAUUUGUAUAGAGGGAACUACUGCGUACUGCAAUUGUCGUGAAGGUUUCUCUGGGCAGUUCUGUGAGAUUGAUAUUAGAAUGUGUAGUUCAGGUGUUUGUCUGAAUGAUGGGACCUGUAUAGAUUCAGGAACUACUGCGUACUGCUUGUGUUCUCAAGAUUUCACUGGUGAAUUCUGUGAAACUGAAUCUGCAUGUUUUGAUAGACCCUGCAGGAAUGGAGGAAGUUGCGUUUCCAUACCUUCUUCUUCCACCUCUGCCCCUACUUCUACUCCUGGUUCAUAUUACUGUGAAUGUCCCAGCGGCUACAGUGGUGAAAAUUGUACUAUGAUAACGCCCUGUAUUCCGAGUCCAUGUUUGAACAGUGGGGUAUGUACACCACAGAAUGGGAUGCCUUCAUAUACAUGUGAUUGUGCAAGUGGUUUCACAGGACGUGAAUGUGAGAAUACGCAGAACCCUCCGAUGAAUAAUGCUCUAUCACAAACAACCAUUGGAAUCAUCGCCGGGUCGGUAGCAGCGGUGGUCAUCGUGGUCAUCAUCAUCAUCGCUAUCGCAUGCUGCUGUUGUCGUAAGAAGCGAGACGAUGACAAGGAUGGCCUCACAGGUCUGGAAAUGGGAGCUAAUCAACGAGGGAGACAUCAUGAUUACGUUCCAUCGCCAACCAAGACUCUCAUGCCUGCCAUUCCCAAUCUAAGGAUCUCCACGAUGAGGGACGCGACCAAGAUGGAGUUUCCUCGUAAUCGAUUGACGCUCUUUAACAAGCUUGGAAGCGGAUCGUUUGCCGAUGUCUACAAGGCGGAGGCCGUGGGGAUUAUAACCAAGGAGGAGAAGACUAUAGUAGCUGUGAAAAGAUUAAAAGAAACUGCAACCGAGAAUGAUAAGAGUGAUCUGUCUAAGGAGUUAAGCCUCUACAUGUAUCUUGAUCCCCAUCCUAACAUUGUCAAUAUCCUUGGAUGCUGUACAGAUUCUGGUAAGAUUCAUUGCAUUUGUUUCGUCAGAGUAGAGUUGUUGUGGUCAAGCAUGAAUAUACUACCUUUGUGUCUUGUUUCUGUAGAUCCCUGGUACAUCAUCAUGGAAUACCUACCUAAUAAUAACCUGCAGGGCUACUUGAGACAGAUCAGGACCGGAGAAUCUAUGACUGCUGAUUAUAGGAAUGUCAAGAAACAGAAAGACAUACCACCCAAUGAUCUUCUUACCUUUGGUGUUCAGAUUGCCAGGGGAAUGGAGUACCUGGCCUCCAGACAAUGUAUCCAUCGUGAUCUAGCUGCUCGUAACAUUCUGCUUGGCGAGGGUUAUGUGUGUAAGGUGUCAGACUUUGGUUUGGCACGAGACCUGGAGGACGGACAGACGUACGAGAUGAAAUCACAGGGUCGUGUUCCUGUCCGCUGGAUGUCCCCUGAGUCAUUGCUUCAUAACACAUACACCUCACAGAGCGAUGUUUGGUCAUUCGCUAUUCUUAUAUGGGAGAUUGUCACAUUAGGAUCGCAUCCCUACCCCGGUAUGUCCUCCAAACAGGUCGUCAAGGAGAUCUCAGCUGGAUACAGGUUACCCAAACCAGAGCACUGCAGUCAAGACAUAUAUAAUCUGAUGAAGGAAUGUUGGGCGUAUGAAGCUGAAGAAAGACCGACCUUCAGCCAGGUCAAGGUCAGACUAGAGAACAUGUUGGCUGAUGCUCAGGGUUAUCUGGUCAUGUCAGAUUUCAACGAUGAUAACUAUCUGUACCUGGAACCAGAUGCGCACACAGGAGAUGAAUUAGACAACGAAGGUUUCUCCCACUUGGAAUGAAUGCAUACACCCCUAUAUCUGAAAUAUGAUAGUCCAGAAGGUAGUGGAAUGAUAACUAUUUGGAACAUUCCAAAGUUGGAAAAUAGGGUAGCCUACCUAAUUAUUCAAGAUGAUAACAUUAUUUUUAUAUGCUUUUUAUGUGCUUAGGUGUAAACUUUGUGUUAUUUAUAUAGUAGGCAUAAGAAGUGCACAUGUACAGUUAGCAACUUAAAAGGGCAGAAACUCAACUUUCUAGAAAUGUGAAUUUUUCUUCGAAAUUCAGAUACCGCCCGCCAAAUGGCUUUUUGGUUUCCUUCCUUCAAAUUGCU
Molecule: messenger RNA, 4170 nt
Organism: Strongylocentrotus purpuratus (purple sea urchin)
Lineage: Eukaryota; Metazoa; Echinodermata; Echinoidea; Camarodonta; Strongylocentrotidae
Product: fibropellin-1
Exons: 23
Coding region: 947-3862 (971 amino acids)
Biological process (GO): protein phosphorylation; multicellular organism development; positive regulation of kinase activity
Cellular component (GO): signaling receptor complex
Molecular function (GO): calcium ion binding; protein binding; ATP binding
Source: RefSeq, a predicted model, not a curated record